CUAAAAUUCUGACAUUUGACAUCGCAAACGUCAAAUUCAUCAAAACAAAUAAAAUUUCUGUUAAAAUGAGCUCUGGUUCGAAAGAAACCAUGGAAAUGGAGGUUGAAACUUCAACAACCAGCCAGGAGGGUCAAAAGCAUACAAUGGAUACAGAAAUAGUGCCCCCAAAAAGCGUAAUGGCUCCUGGCACGGUGGGUUCUGUGACUUGUUCAUUGCAUCCCUUGGUGAUUAUGAACGUUUCUGAGCAUUGGACGAGGGAGAGGGCGCAGGAAGGGGAGGUCCAGCAGGUUUUUGGGGCCUUGAUAGGCAAGCAAAAGGGGCGUAACAUUGAGGUAAUGAAUUCAUUUGAGCUGGUGUUUAGAAUUAUAGAUGGGGAAGUUGUCAUAGACAGAGAUUAUUAUAACAUGAAGGAGGAACAAUUUAAACAGGUGUUUAGUGAUAUGGAUUUCAUUGGUUGGUAUACUACAGGUGAUGCCCCAGAUGCAAACGAUGUAAAAAUACACAAACAAAUAUGCGAAAUUAAUGAAUCACCUGUUAUGCUCAAGCUUAAUCCCUACGAUAAGAACAUUGAGCAUCUACCAGUAAAUCUCUACGAAUCAGUGAUAGAUUUAGUGAGUGGCGAGGCCACGAUGCUGUUCGUAUCGCUGAGCUACACUUUAGCCACAGAAGAGGCGGAACGUAUCGGUGUAGACCACGUUGCCAGAAUGUGCUCCGCCGACUCUGGAGAGAGUUCUCUGGUGGCCGAGCACUUAACUGCUCAACACAGCGCCAUCAAAAUGUUGCACUCUCGAGUCAGAUUGGUUUUGGAGUACAUGCGCGCAGUGCAAAGCGGACAGCUGCCGAUGAAUCACGAGGUUAUGCGAGAGGCUUAUUCUCUGUGCCACAGGUUGCCUGUGAUACAGAGCCAGAGGUUCAGGCAGGACUUCUAUAAUCAAUGCAACGAUGUGGGACUCAUGACCUACCUGGGAACAUUAACCAAAGGCUGCAACGAUUUGAAUCAAUUCGUGAACAAGUUUAAUAUCCUAUAUGACAGGCAAGGAUUAGGUAGAAGGAUGAGGGGUAUUUUCUUUUAGGUUUAUCAUUAAAAAUUAACAUAUUGAUUUAUUGUAUUUAUUAAAAUUUAUAAUAAACACUCCACAUUGUCUUUUUUUAUGCUCGUUUACAAAAAGUUGCCUUAAAAAUGGAAGACUGUUACACUGUUACAAUUCCUGAUGCGCAAAGGUGUAAUAUUACAU
Messenger RNA from Brassicogethes aeneus, 1235 nucleotides. NCBI's taxonomy places the organism in Eukaryota, Metazoa, Arthropoda, Insecta, Coleoptera, Nitidulidae. The record is from the annotation of a GenBank genome assembly.